Molecule: messenger RNA, 1566 nt
Organism: Pseudozyma flocculosa PF-1
Lineage: Eukaryota; Fungi; Basidiomycota; Ustilaginomycetes; Ustilaginales; Ustilaginaceae
Exons: 1
Coding region: 1-1566 (521 amino acids)
Molecular function (GO): monooxygenase activity; heme binding; oxidoreductase activity, acting on paired donors, with incorporation or reduction of molecular oxygen
Source: RefSeq, a predicted model, not a curated record
AUGUUCCAGCGCAUCGACUUCAGCCUUUCUGGCGCAUCGGCCGUGACGCCGCUCUCGCUGGCCGUCGCGGCGGCGGCGCUCCUCGCGUCGUACGUCGUCUACAACCUCUACCUGCACCCGCUCGCCGGCCUCUCCGGGCCCUUCAUGUCUCGCAGCGGCCUGUGCUCCUUUCUGCUCCUCCGCGCGCUCAAGAUGGACUACGUCCCCGCCACCAAGGCGCUGUUUGAGCGCUACCCGGGCGCGCGCCACAUCCGCAUCGGGCGCAACCGCAUCCUCACCGUCGACCCGGACACGGUGCAGCAGGUCUACGGCCUCAAGACGCGCUUCGCCAAGUCGGAGCUGUACAGCUUCAUCAAGCCGGGCAAGCAGGAGUCGCUCUUCACGACGCGCGACUUUGAGCGGCACGCGCGGCUGCGCUCCCAGUGCGGCGCCGCGUACGCCAUGAAGGCGCUGCUCGAGCUCGAAGGGUGCGUCGACGCCAACCUCGCCACGCUGCUCGACAACCUCGACGCCGACGCCGACGCCGGCAGGCCCGUCGACCUCGAGCAGGUGUUUCGCUUCUUUGCCGUCGACGUCGUCACCGACCUCGGCUUCGGCCAACCGCUCGGCCUGAUCAAGGCGAGGCGCGACAUGCUGGGCGUGGCGAAUGCCAUCUACGUCAACCUCAACCGCGCCGUCGCGCUGGCCGCCGUUCCGGAGCUGGGAAAGCCCAUCAUGCGCGCCAUCCGCAUGUUUAGCGACCCGGCGUCGCAGCUCGUCUCGUGGGCCGUCGAGUGCGUCCAGGCGCGGCUGCGGCGCGGCGACACGGAGCGCAAGGACAUGCUCUCGACCUUUAUGCGGUCCAAGGACUCGGCGACGGGCAAGGACCUCUCGCUGGGCCAGCUGCUCAUCGCCGCCCUGCCCGUCCUCACGGCCGGCAGCGAUACGACGGCGGCCACGCUGGCGGCCUUUAUCGCCUGGACCCACGAGCGGCCCGAGGUGGUGCAGAGGCUACGCGACGAGGUCGACGAGUCGGGCCUGAGCAUGCCGCCCACGUACGCCGAGUCGGUCAAGCACCUGCCCUACUUCCACGCGUGCCUCAAGGAGGUGAUGCGCCUGCAGGCGGCCGUCUGCUACGGCCUUCCCCGCCUGCCGCCCGCCGGCGGCGCUGUGCUGGGCGACGGCCUGUACGUGCCCGAGGGCACCGAGGUGACCAUGUCGAGCUGGCACUACCACCGCACCGCCGCGGCCUACGGCGACGACGCCCGGCAGUUCCGGCCGGAGCGUUGGAUGACCGACGACGAGGACGAGCGGCGCCAGCUGGAGCGGCACAACUUUUCGUUUGGCGGCGGCGCGCGCAUCUGCAUCGGCCGCCACAUUUCCAUCAUGGAGAUGUCAAAGGCGCUGCCGACGCUGCUGCAGCGCUACAAGCUCACCUUUACCAAGCGCCAGCCUGGAAGCCCGCACGAGCACCGCACGGGCCGGUCGGUCGAGGGCGAGGAGGGAGACGAGUUUCCCUACUUUGCGCUCACCAGCUUCCUCGUCUACCUGCUCGACUUUUGGGUCGACAUCGAGCGGCGCGAGUGA